Molecule: messenger RNA, 1025 nt
Organism: Exophiala oligosperma
Lineage: Eukaryota; Fungi; Ascomycota; Eurotiomycetes; Chaetothyriales; Herpotrichiellaceae
Product: 40S ribosomal protein S7
Exons: 2
Coding region: 115-726 (203 amino acids)
Biological process (GO): rRNA processing; ribosomal small subunit biogenesis; translation
Cellular component (GO): ribosome; cytosolic small ribosomal subunit; 90S preribosome
Molecular function (GO): structural constituent of ribosome
Source: RefSeq, a predicted model, not a curated record
CGACAUUUUUGAAAAAGACUUGCAAGCGCCAGCCAUCAACACUCACCACCCUUGCAAAAGUCGAGACGAUCAACGAUUGGAAAGCGAGUUCUGCAAGACUUCCAGUCGCCCAUCAUGUCUCAACCAGCGCUCAACAAGAUCGCCCACAACAGCCCGUCGAGGCAACACCCGUCCGAGCUGGAAACCAGCAUCGCAAACGCUCUCUAUGAACUCGAGACCAACAUCCCGGACCUCAAGUCUUCCCUGAGACCUCUUCAAUUCACCACUGCUCGCGAGCUCGAGGUUGGCCACGGCAAGCGCGCCAUCGUCGUCUUUGUCCCCGUUCCUCUCCUCGCGGGUUUCCACAAGAUCCAGCAACGCCUGACCCGCGAGCUCGAGAAGAAGUUCUCCGACCGCCACGUCCUGUUCAUCGCCUCGCGCCGCAUCCUCCCCCGUCCCAAGCGCUCCAACCGAUCCCGCACCACGCAGACCCAGAAGCGUCCUCGCAGCAGAACCCUGACCGCUGUCCACGAGUCCAUCCUCGCCGACGUCGUCUACCCCGUCGAGAUCGUCGGCAAGAGACUGCGGACCAAGGAGGACGGCAGCAAGGUCCUCAAGGUCGUCUUGGAUGAGAAGGAGCGCGGUGGCGUCGACUACAGACUCGACACCUACUCGGAGGUCUACAGAAAAUUGACCGGACGUGUUUGUGGCUUCGAGUUCCCCAUGAGCGCCGCUGCCGAUUACUAGACGAAUUGACCGAAGCACAAAAUGGGUGAGAGAGAGAAAAGCUCGGGGUGCCAGAUAAAGCCUUGAAUGGGAGGUGUUUAUGAAGGAGAGAAGAAGAAAGAAGAAUGGAGGUACGGGCGUUGUACAAUCCACCCCCCCAUCAAGGAGCCAACUCGGAUGGACGUGGCGAUCAAAGGCGUCACUUUGCAUGAGAAAAUGGAAUGGCCAGGAAACCCUUACGUACGCAUGCAGAGGUAGCAUUAUGCUGUUCAGGUUGAGCGAAACUGCAGAUACCGACAGCAAUUUCAAGAUUUGACAAA